Messenger RNA from Rosa chinensis, 1834 nucleotides. Its product is annotated as methylthioribose kinase. The transcript is spliced from 7 exons. Gene Ontology annotation, molecular function: S-methyl-5-thioribose kinase activity. The coding region runs from base 269 to 1522 and encodes 417 amino acids. The record is from RefSeq and is a predicted model, not a curated record. NCBI's taxonomy places the organism in Eukaryota, Viridiplantae, Streptophyta, Magnoliopsida, Rosales, Rosaceae.
GACAAAUUACAGCAAAAUUAUAUAUAUUGGUUCUAUUUCUCAUUUCACCUAAACCCUAAACACUGGAACUUGCUGUCUUGCUUACGAUUUAUUGUGGGUUUCUCCUUCUCUUCCUUCCAAUUCGAUGUGAGGCACUGAGGACUGAGGAACAAUUGUUUCGGAUUUAUUGAGAGGCAGAGAGCUAUAGCUAUCUUAGAAACCCAAGCCCACCUGAAGUUUCAUUCCUGAAUCCGCCACUGGACUCAGUCAUCAUCUUCAUCGCCGCAACAUGGCCUUCUCCGAGUUCCAGCCAUUGAACGACAAGUCGCUUGUAGAUUACAUAAAGGCCACACCUUCCCUCUCUUCCAAGCUCAAGGAUCACCUAGACAACUUGACCAUCAAGGAAGUCGGCGAUGGCAAUCUCAAUUUCGUCUUCAUCGUUGUUGGUUCUCAUGGCUCUUUUGUCAUCAAGCAGGCUCUUCCUUACAUACGUUGUAUAGGUGAGUCAUGGCCAAUGACAAAGGAAAGAGCUUAUUUUGAGGCUUUGGCAUUGAGAGAGCAUGGUUGUUUGAGUCCUGAUCAUGUGCCUGAAGUUUAUCAUUUUGAUCGGACUAUGUCUUUGAUUGGCAUGCGCUAUUUGGAACCGCCACAUAUUAUACUGCGAAAGGGAUUGAUUGCUGGAAUUGAGUACCCUUUGCUGGCUGACCACAUGUCAGACUAUAUGGCAAGGACUCUGUUCUAUACUUCUCUCCUUUAUCGUAAUACUAUCGACCACAAGAAAGCUGUUGCUGAAUUUUGUGGAAAUGUGGAGUUAUGCAGGCUCACUGAGCAAGUUGUUUUCUCUGACCCUUACAAAGUAUCUGAAUAUAACCGCUGGACUUCUCCUUAUCUUGAUUCUGAUGCUGAGGCUGUGCGAGAGGACAAUGCUUUGAAGCUUGAAGUUGCUGAGUUGAAAUCUUUGUUCUGUGAGAGAGCCCAAGCCCUAAUACAUGGGGAUCUUCACACUGGUUCUGUAAUGGUGACUCCUGAUUCAACUCAAGUUAUAGAUCCAGAAUUUGCAUUUUAUGGACCAAUAGGUUUUGAUAUUGGAGCUUUUCUGGGAAACUUGAUUUUGGCUUUCUUUGCACAAGAUGGGCAUGCUGAUGAACAAAAUGAUCGAAAAGCAUACAAGGCUUGGAUUUUGAGGAUAAUUCAAAAUACAUGGAACCUUUUUCACAGAAAAUUUAUUGCACUAUGGGAUGCAAACAAAGAUGCUGGUGACGCGUAUCUUCCUGCAAUUUAUAACAACUCUGAGCUUCAACAGCUUGUACAAGACAAAUAUAUUAAAGAAUUGCUUCAUGACACCCUUGGAUUUGGUGCUGCGAAAAUGAUAAGGAGAAUUGUUGGUGUGGCACAUGUCGAAGAUUUUGAAUCAAUCACUGAUGCUAGCAAGAGAGCAUGCUGUGAGCGACGGGCACUGGAGUUUGCAAAGCUGAUUCUUAAGGAGAGGAGAAAAUUUCAGAACAUUGAAGAAGUUGUUUCAUCUGUUCAACAAAUCCAGUAAUGACAAAUGAUGGUUAAUACCUAUUGUUAUACCAAAUAAAAAACGUGGCUCUUUUAUGUUACAUAUAUAUAUAUAUAUAUAUAUAUAUAUUAACUUUGCUAUGAUGUGUGAGUGCUUAUUGUUCCACUUGAUCACCCUCGUCUCCCUUUCUUGAGCCAGAUUUUACAUUAUUUUAGAACAUAUUGGCAAAAACAACAGCCCUAGUGAGUUUGAGAGUGUUUUCUGGAGCAAGGGAGAUUGGAGGUUGAAGCAAAUUGUUGAAAUUUUUGGGUAGUGUUAAUCCAUAAUGAAUUGUGCAUUUUAUAUCUUAAA